Odontomachus brunneus is the source of this 888-nucleotide messenger RNA. RefSeq names its product histidine-rich glycoprotein-like. The record is from RefSeq and is a predicted model, not a curated record. Lineage: Eukaryota; Metazoa; Arthropoda; Insecta; Hymenoptera; Formicidae. The transcript is spliced from 2 exons. Bases 1 to 888 code for a protein of 295 amino acids.
AUGGCUAAGCACGUAGGACCAUGGUUGCUCGUGGGAAUGGGCGUGAUGUGCUCGAUCGUCGUAAUGUCUUCGGCCCGCGAGGUCCGAAGUUUGACAGGAGAUCUGGAGGUGGCCGGCUCUCAUCAUCAUGAGCACGGAGGCCAUGGUCAUCACCACGAGCACGGUGGAGGCCACGAGCAUCAUUCCCAUCAUCAUGGAGAACACGGUGAGAAGGGCGAGAAGGGCUACAAAGGGCAUCAUCACCAUGAGAAGGGUGAACACGGCGGCCACGGUAAAGAGUAUCACGAAGGUCACCAUGACGAGCAUGGCGGACACAAGAAGGGUCAUCAUGAUGAGCACGAUGAGCACGGUAGCCAUCAUGAACACGAACAUGGCCACAAAGAGUCGAAAUUUGGCCACGGGAAAGGCCAUAAGAAGGGCGAGAAGACCCACGGUUAUCAUCACAAAUCCCACAAAGAUGAGUUCCACAAGGAGCAUAAAUUCUACGACGAUUAUCACAAAGGUGGCCAUCACGAAAAACACGGCGAUCAUCAUGAGCAUCACCAUGGUAAGGAAGGUCAUCACAAGAAGGGCGGACAUCAUCAUUCCGGCCACCAUGAGGAUCACCACGGUAAGAAGGGCCAUCACGACAAAGGACAUUACGACGAGGACCACCACGGCCAUCAUGGCAAACACGGUCAUGAAGAGCAUCAUCAUCAUCACGAGGAUUAUGGCAAAAAGCAUGAGCACCAUGGUGGCAAAAAGCAUGGAUUUUCGAGCGGCGGCGGCGGCGGUCACGGCGGCGGCGGUCACGGUGGCGGCGGUCACGGUGGCGGAGGUCACGGUGGCGGCGGUCACGGUGGCGGAGGUCAUGGUGGCGGCGGUCAUCACUAUCAUCAUCAUCAUUAA